Nanorana parkeri is the source of this 2709-nucleotide messenger RNA. RefSeq lists its product as uncharacterized. The transcript has 4 exons. Bases 1 to 2709 code for a protein of 902 amino acids. Gene Ontology annotation, molecular function: calcium ion binding. The record is from RefSeq and is a predicted model, not a curated record. Lineage: Eukaryota; Metazoa; Chordata; Amphibia; Anura; Dicroglossidae.
AUGACGGCAGAGACACGCUGGAAACAUCGGCCGCUCGGCACAGAUCAGAGACCGGAGCCAAAUGCUGAACAGGACGAGGCCAGCUCUGCACCAGACGCCCAACCCGGUCCUCCAACCGGGUCCCUGCUCUUCACCACAGGUCCUCCAGCCCGGUCUCUGCUCUUCACCACAGGUCCUCCAGCCCGGUCUCUGCUCUUCACCACAGGUCCUCCAGCCCGGUCUCCGCUCUUCACCACAGGACCUCCAGCCCGGUCUCCGCUCUUCACCACAGGACCUCCAGCCUGGUCCUCCUGCAGAUCGGAGAAGAUGUUUCUGUUGCAAGGACUGAAGUCUGGCGGCGGUGGUGGCGGUGGAGGAGUUGGUAACCUUCUACAAGGAGCCAUCAGUGGCCUGUCGGGUUCUGGACAAGGUGGAGGAGCCGGUGGUGUCGGUAACCUUCUACAAGGGGCCAUCAGCGGCCUGGCAGGUUCUGGACAAAGUAGAGGUGCCGGUGGCCAAGGUGGCGGCGGCGGUGGAGGUGUCGGUAACAUCCUCGGAACCAUCAGUGGUCUGGCGGGUUCUGGGCAAGCUGGAGGUGCCGGAAAGUUCAUCAAGGGGGCCAUUGACACUCUGAGUGGUGGCGGCGGGGGCGGCGCGCAGGCUGGUGGGCCCGGGAAGCUUUUUGCUUCCGGCCCCGGUGGUGGAGGUGGUGGUGGAGGGAACAUCCUCGGGGGAAUUCUCGGCUUAAUCGGCAAUGCCAUUGCAAACUACAAGCCAGAGCCUCCCCCGGCCCCGUGUGCCAACGUUUACCAACAAGAAGCCACGGAGAACGAGGAGCAGCAGCAGUUCCGCCGCCUCUUCCGCCAGCUGGCCGGGGAGGACAUGGAGGUCUCCCCCGUGGAGCUCCAGAACGUCCUGAACAAGGUGGUGUCCAAACACCAGGACCUAAAAACCGACGGCUUCAGCAUCGACACGUGCCGCAGCAUGGUGGCCGUCAUGGACAGCGACGGCACGGGCAAGCUGGGCUUCGAGGAGUUCAAGUAUCUCUGGAACAACGUCAAGAAGUGGCAAUGUAUCUACAAACAGUACGACACGGAGAAGACCGGCUACAUCCCCGCCGCCUCCAUGCCGGCCGCCGUGCAGGCCGCCGGCUUCCAGCUCAACGAACAGCUUCACCAGCUGCUCAUCCGCCGCUACGCCGACAACAAAGGCAACGUGAACUUUGACAGCUUCAUCAGCAGCCUGGUCCGCAUGGACUGCAUGUUCCGGGCCUUCAAAGCCCUGGACCGGGAGGGCAACGGCGAAGUCCAGGUCCGGCUACCCGAUUGGCUGAAGAUGACCAUCUCCCGGUCUCCGCUCUUCACCACAGGACCUCCAGCCCGGUCUCCGCUCUUCACCACAGGUCCUCCAGCCCGGUCUCUGCUCUUCACCACAGGACCUCCAGCCCGGUCUCCGCUCUUCACCACAGGACCUCCAGCCUGGUCCUCCUGCAGAUCGGAGAAGAUGUUUCUGUUGCAAGGACUGAAGUCUGGCGGCGGUGGUGGCGGUGGAGGAGUUGGUAACCUUCUACAAGGAGCCAUCAGUGGCCUGUCGGGUUCUGGACAAGGUGGAGGAGCCGGUGGUGUCGGUAACCUUCUACAAGGGGCCAUCAGCGGCCUGGCAGGUUCUGGACAAAGUAGAGGUGCCGGUGGCCAAGGUGGCGGCGGCGGUGGAGGUGUCGGUAACAUCCUCGGAACCAUCAGUGGUCUGGCGGGUUCUGGGCAAGCUGGAGGUGCCGGAAAGUUCAUCAAGGGGGCCAUUGACACUCUGAGUGGUGGCGGCGGGGGCGGCGCGCAGGCUGGUGGGCCCGGGAAGCUUUUUGCUUCCGGCCCCGGUGGUGGAGGUGGUGGUGGAGGGAACAUCCUCGGGGGAAUUCUCGGCUUAAUCGGCAAUGCCAUUGCAAACUACAAGCCAGAGCCUCCCCCGGCCCCGUGUGCCAACGUUUACCAACAAGAAGCCACGGAGAACGAGGAGCAGCAGCAGUUCCGCCGCCUCUUCCGCCAGCUGGCCGGGGAGGACAUGGAGGUCUCCCCCGUGGAGCUCCAGAACGUCCUGAACAAGGUGGUGUCCAAACACCAGGACCUAAAAACCGACGGCUUCAGCAUCGACACGUGCCGCAGCAUGGUGGCCGUCAUGGACAGCGACGGCACGGGCAAGCUGGGCUUCGAGGAGUUCAAGUAUCUCUGGAACAACGUCAAGAAGUGGCAAUGUAUCUACAAACAGUACGACACGGAGAAGACCGGCUACAUCCCCGCCGCCUCCAUGCCGGCCGCCGUGCAGGCCGCCGGCUUCCAGCUCAACGAACAGCUUCACCAGCUGCUCAUCCGCCGCUACGCCGACAACAAAGGCAACGUGAACUUUGACAGCUUCAUCAGCAGCCUGGUCCGCAUGGACUGCAUGUUCCGGGCCUUCAAAGCCCUGGACCGGGAGGGCAACGGCGAAGUCCAGGUCCGGCUACCCGAUUGGCUGAAGAUGACCAUCUUUGGAAGGAAGAGUAAGUCUCCUCGCAGGGGUUCCAAUCCUCCCGCACGCCGUCCAGACCUAGAAGAGGAAACUCCGGCUGGAUCCCCCUCCGGGGUGUGUGACCGUCACAUUCCCGUACCCCCCGGACUGCAUCCAACAGGAAACCUGGAACUUCGCUGUACAUUCAUACACUCGGGGACACCAGCCGGCCUGACCUCAGUCAUGUGA